Messenger RNA from Trichechus manatus latirostris (Florida manatee), 1941 nucleotides. It is a transcript of the gene KLHL35, whose product is annotated as kelch like family member 35. Gene Ontology annotation, molecular function: protein binding. Bases 1 to 1749 code for a protein of 582 amino acids. The transcript has 6 exons. Lineage: Eukaryota; Metazoa; Chordata; Mammalia; Sirenia; Trichechidae. The record is from RefSeq and is a predicted model, not a curated record.
AUGCUGGAAGCCGCCAAGCAGGAGGAGUCGGAGCCGGACUCUGAGGCGCCAUGCGCAGGGACUUGCCACGCGCAGCGCGUCCUGCAGACCCUCAACGCGUACCGGCGGAGCGGCACCCUCACCGACGUGGUGCUGCGCGCUGGCGGCUGCGACUUCCCGUGCCAUCGUGCCGCACUCAGCGCGGGAAGCGCCUACUUCCGCAGCUUGUUCGCUGCCGGGCGGCCAGAGCGCUGCCCCGCCGUGGUGCCGGUGGUGCCGGAGGGGCCGGGUGCGGGGCUUGCCCGGGCAUCAACGGCCGCGGCGAUGGCCGUGGUGCUCGACUACGUGUACGGCGCGGGCGUGCGGCUGUGCGCCGAGGACCAGGCGGCCGCAGUGCUGGCGCUGGCCGAGCGGCUGGGCGUGGCAGGUCUGCGCGAGGCCUGCGCCCACUACCUCGAGGGCCGCCUGCGCGCCGCCAACAGUCUGGCGCUGCGCCGCGUGGCCGCCGCCUUUUCCCUCGCCUCGCUGGCCGAGCGCUGCGCUAGCGUGCUGCGCCAGGCCUUCGCCGAGGUGGCGCACCAUGCCGACUUCCUGGAGCUGGCCCCCGACGAGGUGGCAGCGUUGCUGGCAGACCCGGCGCUGGGAGUGACCCGCGAGGAGGCUGUGUUCGAGGCGGCCAUGCGCUGGGUGCGCCACGACGCGCCCGCCCGCCGGGGACAGCUGCGGCGCCUACUGGAGCACGUGCGCCUGCCGCUGUUGGCGCCUGCCUACUUCCUGGAGAAGGUGGAGGCCGACGAGCUGCUGCAGGCGUGCGGCGAGUGCCGCCCACUGCUGCUCGAGGCCCGCGCCUGCUUUAUCCUGGGCCGCGAGGUCGGCGCGCUGAGGACCCGGCCGCGGAGAUUCAUGGACCUAGCAGAAGUGAUCGUGGUCAUCGGCGGCUGUGACCGCAAGGGGCUUCUGAAGCUGCCCUUUGCCGAUGCCUACCACCCAGAGAGUCGGCGCUGGACCCCAUUGCCCAGCCUGCCCAGCUACACUCGCUCAGAGUUCGCCGCCUGCGCCCUCCGCAACGACGUCUACGUCUCCGGAGGCCACAUCAACAGCCGUGAUGUGUGGAUGUUUAGCUCCCAUCUGCACACCUGGAUCAAGGUGGCCUCGCUGCACAAGGGCAGGUGGAGGCACAAGAUGGCAGUCAUUCAAGGCCAGCUGUUCGUGGUGGGCGGCUUUGACGGCCUGCGGCGCCUGCGCAGCGUGGAGCGCUACGACCCCUUCUCCAACACCUGGGCGGCCGCCGCGCCCCUCCCGGAGGCGGUGAGCUCGGCAGCUGUGGCGCCCUGCGCAGGCCAGCUCUACGUGAUUGGGGGCGCGGGCCAAGACAGCGUCAACACUGACAAGGUGCAGUGCUUUGACCCCAAGGAGGACCGGUGGAGCCUGCGGUCACCAGCCCCCUUCUCGCAGCGAUGUCUUGAGGCAGUCUCCCUCGAGGACAUCAUCUAUGUGGUGGGGGGCCUCAUGAGAAAAAUCUUCACCUAUGACCCUGGCACAGAUGUCUGGGGGGAGGCAGCUGUCCUCCCCAACCCUGUGGAGAGCUGCGGCAUGACUGUGUGUGACGGGAAGAUCCAUAUCCUUGGCGGGCGGGAUGAUCGCGGGGAUAGCACCGAUAGGGUCUUCACCUUUGACCCCAGCAGCGGGCAGGUGGAGGCCCAGCCAUCCCUGCAGCGCUGCACCAGCUCCCACGGCUGUGUCACCAUCGUCCAGAGCCUGGGCAGGUGACUCAGACCUGGAUGGCCUCAGCCAGGAGGCUGAGAGUAGGGAGGACACAGGUGUGCCACUCUGCUCCUCUCAUGGUCCCUCCAUGUAAAUAGCCCUUAACUUAUGGCCUCCUUUUCUUAUAGAAAUAAAACCUCAUUCAAAGGUCGGGUCAGUGUUCCAGCUUGAGCUUGCUUUGCCUGGAGAAGUAAUCUC